GCAGGCGCGCAGUGAGCGCCGCCGCCGCCGCCCGAGCCGCGGCCGGAGCCGAGCAGGGAGCGCGGGCGGCGCCGGGAGGCCAUGCGGGCGCUGCGGUGGAAGGCGCGGGCGGCGCUGCUGUACUCGCUGGGCGGCUGGACGACGCUGGGCGCCCUGAUGUACUACAGCUCCAAGGACGGCGACGCUGGCGGCGGCUCCGAGAAUGAAAGUGACCCUCAAGCAAAGCAAGCACCCCGGACAGAAGUGUUCACUAGAGACACCUUAGGAUUUCACGUGACAACUGUAAUAACAUACAAAGAAACUCAUCCUCCUCUGACUCGACUGCUCAGGCGUCUGGUGUCCUUCUUUGAUCCUACUGAUGAUCCUCCUUCUGACAACUGAGUGCUCCAGGAGCUCAUCAGGACCUUGUGCCAGAGUGGCUGCUCCAAGGAGGUGGUGCUGGCAUGUGGCACCAGCCCACUGGUGGAAAGCUUCCUUUUGGCAUUGCUGAAAGAGCAGCUUCAUCUCUGGCCUUGCAGAACUUCCACACCUCCUCUGCUUGGGCCACUGCUGUUCUUUGGACGUGCAGUCAAACUGCCACACGUGAGCUGGGUUUGAGCUGGUGUUGAUGGAGCUGUGCGCUGCCUGGUGUCUCCUGUCCAACAGGGCGACCCUAGUGGCUGUGGUGGGUUGUUAUGAAGUCGAUUUUCCAGCUGGCAUGAGUCAGGAUGUACCAGAAGAGCUCCUCCACUGGCCAGCUCUGAAACAGCUAGGUGCAGACUGAUUAAAAGCCGGGGAAGGGAGGUAGUUUAACCUCCUGGGUAUGAGAGCUGCUGAUUGUCCUUCAAAUAAAAGCUUACCAGAGAUGAAA
This is a messenger RNA of Pogoniulus pusillus (Red-fronted tinkerbird), 850 nucleotides long. RefSeq names its product small integral membrane protein 26 (gene SMIM26). The transcript is spliced from 2 exons. NCBI's taxonomy places the organism in Eukaryota, Metazoa, Chordata, Aves, Piciformes, Lybiidae. Bases 82 to 381 code for a protein of 99 amino acids. The record is from RefSeq and is a predicted model, not a curated record.